This is a messenger RNA of Zerene cesonia (dogface butterfly), 354 nucleotides long. RefSeq lists its product as uncharacterized. Gene Ontology annotation, molecular function: odorant binding. Lineage: Eukaryota; Metazoa; Arthropoda; Insecta; Lepidoptera; Pieridae. The record is from RefSeq and is a predicted model, not a curated record. The transcript has 2 exons. The coding region runs from base 13 to 354 and encodes 113 amino acids.
CGCAUAUCAGUCAUGUAUGCUCAUGAUAAGACUUCAGACCUGAUAGCAGAGCAGUGCCUCACAGAAAUGUACCCUAAGGGGAAAAAGAUAGACCUACAAGAGUCGGACGAAUCCUGUAUUAUAUAUUGUGUGCUGAAGAAAUUCGGUAUCAUGAACGCCAGCGGCCAAAUCAAUUUGGACGUGUAUCGAAAACGAGUGCAACUGGCUCAUCAGCUAGACAACAGGACGAUAAUGAAUGACAACGGAGCUUCCUGCGUGGAAAGCGCUGAAGCGACGCAACACAAACAGGACGUGUGCAAGAAAGCGAAGGUUUUUAAUGAUUGCACACAUCUAUAUCGUAUUUUAUUCAAAUAA